Molecule: messenger RNA, 1293 nt
Organism: Drosophila mojavensis
Lineage: Eukaryota; Metazoa; Arthropoda; Insecta; Diptera; Drosophilidae
Product: eukaryotic translation initiation factor 4 gamma
Exons: 2
Coding region: 89-1120 (343 amino acids)
Source: RefSeq, a predicted model, not a curated record
AUGCGGCGUUGUGCAACACUGUAUACUCUAUACGUAUGUGCCUGUCACUUUCAGCAGUCGAAAGCUAACUUUUCCCAAUUUUUCUGACAUGGAUCGCUCCACAAGCACCGACUUGAGCUUAACUUAUGGAAGGCAGACGCCGCGCAAGCCGCCGCAUCGCGUCAUCUUCGAGGUGGCCGUUGAUACGGAGACGCAACCAUCGCCGCGUCCCGAAGAUAACGGCGCUGAGUUUCGUCGCUUUGAGCUGACCGUUCCAGAUCCGAACGACAAGCGCCUGAUGAUCAUCUCGUUGAUGAAUGGCCCAGCCGAUCCCAAUUUCCGUUCACUGAUGGGCGAGCUGCGCCACAGCCUGGACAAGGUGCGGCGCGAAGAGGCCGAGGCCGAGGCCGCGGAGAAGGCAAAGGCCGAGGCAGAGGCGAAGGAAAAGGUCAAGGCAGCGGCUAAGGCAAGGGCCGUGGCAGCGGCCAAGGCAAGGGCCGAGGCAGCGGCAAAAUCGAAAGCCGAGAAGAAAGCAAAGACCGAAGCAAAGGGAAAGGCCAAAGCCAAAGCCAAGGCCAAGGCAAAAGCCGUGGCAGAGGCGAAGGCAAGGGCUGAGUCAGAGGCAAAAGCAAAGGCCGAGGCAGCGGCCGAGGCAAAGGCCGAGGCAAAGGCCGAGACAACGGCAAAGGGGAAAGCCGAGAAGAAAGCAAAGGCCGAAGCCAGGGAGAAGGCUAAAGCCGAGGCAGAAGCGAACGCAAAAGCCGAGGCAGAAGCGAAGAUGAAGGCCGAGGAAGAGGCGAAGAUGAGGGCCGAGGCAGAGGCGAAGGUGAAGGCCGCGAAGAUGGCAAAGCUCGAGGCAAAAGAGAAGGCAAAAGCCGAGGCCAAGGCGCUGGUAAAGGCCAAGGCCGAGGCGAAAGCUGUGGCGAAGGCAAAGGCUAAGGCCGCGGAGAAGGCAAAGGCGAAGGCCGAGGUGAUGGCAAAGGCGAAAGCCGAGGCGAAGGCCAAAGCCGAGGCAAAGGCCAAAGCCGAGGCAAAGGCCAAAGCCGAGGCGAAGGCCAAAGCCGAGGCGGCCAAGAACCGCUCGAGCCGUCGAUCGCGUCGUUUACGGAAGGCGGGCUCCACCAUGGACACCGCAUCCUAGACUAAGCGGGCUUAGCUGGAGGGACCCUCGUAUAGCUGUAAGACCGUCCUUCUCAGUCUCUAUUUAUAUGUAUGCAUGUAUGUAUGUGUGCAUGUGCAUGUGCAUGUCUCUAUGUGUGUGCAUGCGUUAAUAAAAAAUGCAAACUCCACUGGGAGCAAUCGAACAGCUUAAAA